Molecule: messenger RNA, 1066 nt
Organism: Castor canadensis (American beaver)
Lineage: Eukaryota; Metazoa; Chordata; Mammalia; Rodentia; Castoridae
Source: RefSeq, a predicted model, not a curated record
CUGCAAGGACACCGCGGGCAACAGACCGGGAGCCUGCUUGUCACUGACUGGUUUCGGAUGUUCUGCGCGCGGUUUUCAACCUGUGUAGUGUUGGUCCUCGGGCCCCUCCGCUGCGAUAGUGGCGGCAGCAGGUAGCAGGAUUCUGUUCCCUUCCUUGGUUAGACAGCAUCCGCCAAAGGAAACGAGUGCGCCCUCCCACAAAAGCGAGCAGCUGGCCUCCAACAGCAAUCCUUUGGAUUACUCUCUCCUGAGUAGCUAGGAUUACAGGCUUGAACAACUAACUGCACUCCAGCCUGAGUGUCAGAAACUCUUAACUUCUAUCUCAGAGAUCUGCACAGACUACUCUGGAAAUUGGGACCAUAGGAAAAGCCCUCUUUAAAGGGCUUUACUGACUCCAUAGCCCAGUGGAAUGGGCAGCCAUGUGCCCUGUCACAAACUGAGUGACUUGGAAUCUUUUGACAGCUUUUGGAAAAACCUGCAUUGACCACUCUAAUCUGAAAAAGCCAGGAGCAGGUUGUACAACAGGACAAGUGAUUGACUGCUUCCAUGUGCCACCAGGACUCUUAAGGAAGAAUGAUGGCUGUGGGCAACCUCCUUGGCUUGCUGUGGCAGAGCACUGUGAAGGCAGCUUCCUCUGUGCCUCGCCGGCUGCAUACAUCUUCAUGGUGGGCUGAUAGUAACAGGGCUUCACUCACUCGUCUGCGCCGCCAGGCUUAUGCACGCCUCUACCCAGUGCUGUUGGUCAAGCAGGACGGAUCCACCAUCCACGUCCGUUACAGAGAGCCACGGCGCAUGCUGGCGAUGCCACUAGACUUGGAUGCCCUAUCUCCAGAGGAGCGCAGGGCCAGGUUCCGGAAACGUGAGGCUCAGCUUCGACAGAAGAAGGAGAAGGAACCAGAGCUGGUUGAUGAUUUUGACAAUGAGCGUUACAGACAAUUUUGGACCAAGACCAAGAAGUAACUGGCUUGAAGCUACCCUAGGAACAUUGUGGAUGUAGAGCAUCUGCUUGUAAACUACAUGUUGAAGCCACAACCUGGUGUCAGUGUCUUAUGUGUACACCCAGCCC